AGACUGUAGUCCAUCUGUUGCUCUGCAUGCUCUGUUUCACUGUUCUUCAACGAUCGGGACCCCCAUGGACCCCCACAGAGCAGGGAUCAUACAGUGUUUAUCUGGAGAAGAUGACAGGCGUGUGUGCACGUACACGCGCACACACCUGAACCACACUGACCAGGCUGACCACACUGACCAGGCCGACCAGGCUGAGCCUCUCUGAGUUUAGCCAUCGGAGAGCCGAAGCAGGCUUCCAGUCAGCAUGGCAGAGUUUGAUGUUGUUGUGCUGGGCACUGGACUUAAGGAAUGCAUCCUCUCCGGCCUGCUUUCCAUCUGUGGAAAGAAAGUUCUUCACAUUGAUCAGAACCCACACUAUGGAGGAGAGGGCGCCUCCAUAUCACCUCUAGAAGAGCUCUAUAAGAGGUUCCAAGUUCCAGGACCUCCUAAAGGAAUGGGGCAGGGUAAAGAAUGGACCAUUGACCUCAUCCCUAAAUUUCUGUUGUCCAAUGGGCAGCUGGUGAAGAUGCUGCUGUACACAGAGGUGACGCGCUACCUGGAUUUUAAAGUGGUGGAGGGCAGUUACGUGUACCAAGCUGGAAAAAUCCACAAAGUCCCCGUCACUGAGGCAGACACACAGGCUUCAGAUUUGAUGGGUAUGUUUGAUAAGCGCCGUUUCCGGAAACUUUUGCUGUUUGUUCUGAACUUUGACGAGCACGACCCGCGGACCUUCCUGGACAUGGACCCCAACAGAACGACCAUGAGGGACGUGUUCAGGCACUUUGACCUGGGAACGGAUGCAGUGGAGUUUACGGGGCACGCACUGGCCCUGCAGAGCGGUGACGAUUAUCUGGACCAGCCAUGCCUGCAGACCUUAAAGCGGAUCAAACUGUACUCGGACUCUUUGGCUCGUUAUGACCACAGUCCAUACCUCUAUCCCCUCUACGGCCUGGGGGAGCUACCACAAGGCUUCGCCAGGUUGAGUUCUCAGAAUGGAGGUAAAUACUUGCAGAACCGAAAGGUGGAUGACAUCAUCAUCGAGAGUGGCAGAGUGGUGGGGGUGAAGUCUCAUGGAGAGGUGUUCCGCUGUAAGCAGCUGCUGUGUGACCCCAGCUACGCCCCAGGCCGGGUCAGGAAAGUGGGGCGGGUCAUCAGGGUCAUCUGCCUUCUGAACCAUCCAAUCAGAAACACUCAUGAUGCCAAAUCCUGCCACAUCAUCAUCCCACAUACACAGGUCCAGCGGAAAUCAGACAUCUAUGUGUGUAUGGUCUCCUUUGGUCAUAACGUAGCUCCAGAAGGGAAGUACAUCGCUGUGGUCAGUACGAAUGUGGAGACCAGUAACCCAGAGAAAGAAGUGCAGACGGGCCUGGCUCUGCUGGAGCCCAUCAUGCAGAAGUUUAUCUCCAUUACUGACCUGAUGGUGCCCACAGAUGAUGGAAGGCGAAGUCAGAUCUUCGUGUCUCGUUCGUACGACGCCACCACGCACUCCGAGACGGAGUGUGAGGACAUUAAGGAUCUGUUUCGUCACAUGACGGGGGCAGAGUUCAGCUUUGAGGAUUUCCAGAGAGACAGCGAGGCCGAUGAUUAAACGCGUUCACAAACAGCAACAUCGUCCAAAGGCAACCGAUUCACCUUAUUUUACACACUGGCCAUUUUCCUUAUUACGCAAUGGAGAGUAACAGGAAUCGGGUAAUUCAUUAAUUAAAUAAUUACUAACUCAGCAGCCUUGAGAAAACAGCAAAGAAAUGGAGGCAUGUCCUGAAUUUUAAAAGCACUAAAAAUGGGGACAGGGUUCAGCAAAGAUACCUUAAAGGACACAAAAAGGUUGCAGCUGCUGGGUGUUGGCUAGAAGCUAGGAAGCAAUUCCCACUUCCAAGUCCAUUUGAGUGGGCUAGAAGUUAAGACCCUGCUAAAUUUCCCACCUCCGACUUGACUAGGAAUUCCUACUCAGAAAGUCGGGAUUAUGAUAUAGAUUAAUCCAGUAUAAUUUUAUUCACCAGCUUUAUGUUACCUCAUCUAAAUUGCGUAGAUUUAACCCCAACAUUUCACCCCUCCGUUUUAGAUGUGGCUCUGCUGAGGGAGCAGUAUUGCACCCAGACAUGUCCUAAAGUGAUUGAUUUCUGGCAAAAAGUCUGCAAUACAAUAUCAGAGAUUAAUGAAAAGGCCUUUCCAGUAGACCCAGGAAAUUGUCUUCUGGGAAACUUUACUAAUGCAGAUUUCAGAAAUCAACAGCUCAUAGAAAUGACGCUACUCACUAUCUGAUUCAGUCAGCUCAAAUUCCUUUUGGGAUGUGGCUUUCUGAAAUCAAGAGUUGUAUACCCUUAGAAAAAAUAACCUAUCAAUGAAAUAAUAAAAGUAAAGUAUUUUAUAAGACCUGGCAACCAUUUAUUGAUUACAUUAAGGACAUUCCACUGGACCAGACAGAAUGUACACAGGCAUAAAUAAAUAUAAUUGAAACUCUCGUAUCUCCUUUCCUUUUUUCCCCCCGUAUAAAUGUACGACAGUGUAUGUUCUCAUUUGCUUUUGUUAUUUGUGUUGUGUUUAUAACCUUUAAAAUCUAAAUAAAAUAUCCCCAAAAACCAGAAA
Molecule: messenger RNA, 2565 nt
Organism: Pygocentrus nattereri (red-bellied piranha)
Lineage: Eukaryota; Metazoa; Chordata; Actinopteri; Characiformes; Serrasalmidae
Exons: 12
Coding region: 245-1567 (440 amino acids)
Biological process (GO): vesicle-mediated transport; protein transport; small GTPase-mediated signal transduction
Cellular component (GO): cytoplasm
Molecular function (GO): Rab GDP-dissociation inhibitor activity
Source: RefSeq, a predicted model, not a curated record